Phragmites australis (common reed) is the source of this 3160-nucleotide messenger RNA. Its product is annotated as wall-associated receptor kinase 5-like. Gene Ontology annotation, cellular component: plasma membrane. The transcript is spliced from 4 exons. Gene Ontology annotation, molecular function: protein serine/threonine kinase activity; calcium ion binding; ATP binding. Bases 90 to 2945 code for a protein of 951 amino acids. The record is from RefSeq and is a predicted model, not a curated record. Gene Ontology annotation, biological process: protein phosphorylation; cell surface receptor signaling pathway. NCBI's taxonomy places the organism in Eukaryota, Viridiplantae, Streptophyta, Magnoliopsida, Poales, Poaceae.
CACCUCACAAUUCCAAAGCAAGUUGCUGCAACACAACACGGUGAGCUUUCCCUAAAAACACACACCACCACCACCACCACAGCACAGGGAUGCACUCCUCCACCAGUGCCGUGAUAGUUAGCAUGUUGCUUCUCCUGAUGUUCUCGGCCACUGUGCCGUGGGCAUGGGCCGUUGCCCAUGGAGUCGCUGGAGGGGGUGGUGGGCUCUUGCAUAUCCCUUCCGUUGCCUCCCUGGCUCACUGCCACUCCCAGUGUGGGAACAUCAGCUUCUCCUACCCCUUUGGGAUAGGGCCCGACUGCUUCCGGCAGGGCUUUGAGCUCACCUGCGACACCACCACUCGUCCUCCCACUUUGUUCUUGGGAAAUAGUACUACUCAGAUCACCUCCAUAAAUGUCGGCUACAAUGGAGCUGUUGCUUCUGCUAUCGGAUUCAACAUCACCUUGAUCCCAGGGGUGUACACCUACAACAGGACAUGGGAGGCCCCUGUUAAGGGCGUCAUGCUCGAUGGAGGCAACAACAAAUUGUAUGUUGUGGGCUGCGAUGUUGACAUCUACUUGCAUAGCCAUAAUACCACCGAUAUCAUUGGUGCUUGCACAAGUUCUUGCGCAGGCAACAGACAGACCAUGGAGAAUACAAAUGCGGAGGGCUGUCAAGGGAAUAAUGGCUGCUGCCGCAUCUCGUUGCAACGGGACCUACAAGCCUUUUGGCUCAAACUUGUUCGCCAUGACAGGGUAGUAGCAGAACCAGAUGAAGUGCUCCCUAAUGUCAAGGUUAUCAUGUCACGGUAUUAUGAUUUCUAUACAAACGAUCUUUACUCGAGUUGGGUAAACUCAAGCAAUCUACAAGGUUUGUCGCUUCAGAUUUCCAUCAUGGACCAGCCAAGCUGUGAAAGUGCCCAAAUGAAUAGGGACAAUUAUGCUUGCAGUGAUGAAAGCACUUGCAGAAAUCUACUGCCUGGGCAAGGCUACUAUUGCUCAUGCAACAGCCUCAUGGAUGGCAAUCCCUACAUUCGGCAUGGGUGCAUAGCAGCUUACAAUCCAAAGGUCAAAGAGGACUGUAUGAAAUCAUGUGGAAACAUGAAAAUUCCAUUCCCUUUUGGGUUUGAAGAAGGUUGUUUCGGAAAAAGUAACUUUCGACUCAACUGCACAGCAAAUAAGAUCACUGUUCUGGACCGUGGGUACGCACAAUAUCGUGUGACUAAAGUGUCACUUGAUAAUGGUUCUCUAACUGUUAGUAACAUGUUGAACGACACAAGCUCUAACAACGCACAGAUAACAGUCUAUACAGCUCAAUAUAAAGAUGACAUCAUGUACGUGGACCAAGCUUUUGAAGAUCUUUUUGAUUUAUCUGAAGAGGACGAAAUUACAAUAAGGUGGGUCGUUGCCAACUUAACUUGUCAAGCAGCUACAAGAAGUGCUACGUACGCGUGCAUCAGCAACCACAGCAGUUGCGUACCUGUCAAUCGUGGAAAAAUACUUCUUGGAUAUCGGUGCAAGUGUAAUAACGGCUUCCAAGGAAAUCCAUACCUCGAAUUCGAAGAUGCCUGCACAGACAUCAACGAAUGCUCACUGCCAAAUUACUGCAAUGGGACAUGCCAGAAUUUUGAAGGAGGGUACAAAUGCACUCCGUGCUCUCACGGAAAGGUGUUUGAUCAAACAAAGCGGAAAUGUGUGAUGUCAGCUAAGCAACGCAACCUUCUUAUAGGCAUUGCCAUUGGAAUCAGUUGUGGCCUUGGUUCCAUAGUCAUUGCAAUGGGAGCAGCUGUACUUGCAAAUAAGUGGAAGAAAGGCAUCCAAAAGAGAAUUAGAAGAGCAUACUUCAAGAAAAAUCAAGGCCUACUCUUAGAGCAGCUAAUCUCGGAUGAAAGCGUCACAAACAAAACAAAGAUAUUCUCCUUGGAGGAACUAGAGGAGGCAACCAAUAACUUUGAUGCUACUCGUAUUCUUGGUCGUGGAGGGCAUGGCACAGUUUAUAAAGGGAUUCUAUCUGAUCAGCGUGUGGUGGCUAUAAAAAAAUCCAAAAUUGUGGAGCAAACUGAAAUAGACCAGUUUAUCAACGAGGUUGCUAUCUUGACUCAAAUCAUCCAUCGCAAUGUGGUGAAACUUUUUGGUUGUUGUCUAGAAGCUGAGGUGCCCUUGUUAGUUUAUGAGUUCAUAUCCAAUGGUACUCUCUAUGAUCUUCUUCACACAGAUAUUACUGUAAAAUGUAUCCUGUCAUGGGAUGAUCGCAUAAGGAUUGCAGUAGAAGCAGCGGGAGCACUUGCUUAUCUGCACUCUGCAGCUGCCAUACCAAUUUUCCACAGAGACGUGAAGUCUUCCAACAUACUACUAGACGACAGCUUCACCACAAAGGUUUCGGACUUUGGUGCUUCAAGAUCUCUUUCACUCGAUGAAACUCAUGUGGUGACAAUUGUCCAAGGAACAUUCGGUUACCUAGAUCCAGAGUACUAUCAAACUGGCCAACUAACUGAGAAGAGUGAUGUAUAUAGUUUUGGAGUAAUACUUGUUGAACUUUUGACAAGAAAGAAGCCGAUUUUUAUCAAUGGUUCAGGUUCAAAACAAAGCUUGUCUCAUUACUUCAUUGAAGGAAUUCAAGACGGAGCUUUGAAGGAAAUAAUAGAUUCAAACAUUGUGGAAGACGCAGACCAGGAAGAUAUUGAUGAUAUUGCCUCACUUACAGAAGCAUGCUUGAAGAUCAAAGGAGGAGAUAGACCAACUAUGAAAGAAGUAGAGAUGAGAUUGCAGUUCAUAAGAACUAAGAGGCCGAGAAAAACACAAAAAUUGCAUGGAAACGAUGGAGAGAUUGAGGCUUUGUUAAGCCCAAAUGCUAGGAAUCACCAUGAACAUAUCAAUCUUAUCGACGAAGCCCAUUUAACAUCGCAAGGAAUCUCUGGGUGCUACAGUCUGGAACAAGAAUCUGCGUCCUCAAUCAGUUUGCCACGCUAACUAUAUAUGUGGAACAUAGCUGAGGGCUUGCUAGGAUGCAUCAGUGAAGAAUUAUAUUUGCUAUGUUUAGUUCCCUUUGGACUUUGUUGUUUUUUAGGGUAACUUGGUUGUUGUUGUUGUUCCCUCGUUGCAUUUCCUAUGUAUUUACAAAAUGCAUUGUACACCAUGUCACUUAUAUUCUUUUAUUAUCUGUGAUGAAGAUGCCUAUAAGUUAC